CCUACCACAAUACGGGUCAAUGAGAGGGCGGUACGCAUCACCCCCUCCACCAUUUUGUUCAAGUUCAACUGCAGCUGGUUCAGCGACGUCAACGGAGCCGUCAGGUUCUUCACUGUCAUCGUGGCUGAGUCCACUGACAAUGAAGUCCUGCAGACAGAGCAGCUCCACCCUCUACCUUCCUUCCAGGACUACAGAACCAACAGCUCUGUGCGGGCCUACCAGACAGGCUACUUUCCCAGUGGCUGUGCCCAGGAACAGGGAAUGGGAGCUGGGCAUGUGUUUGAAGUCAACCUGGGGGCGGGGCUAGAUCGCCUGGGAGGGCCUUGUGAUUCAGAGGAGGAUGAUGAUAACGAACACAGCAGUGAUCUCUACCACUUCUGUGAUGGGCCUCUCAAGCCUAAGACUGCCUACAGAAUCAGUGUCCGUGCCUUCACUCAGCUGUUUGACGAAGACCACAGAGAGUUCCCCCAACCUCUCUACAGGGACACCUUCCUGUCUCUACCCAUCAGGACACAAGCAGAGCCCCUCAGCGGAGUCAUCGAAGGCAUCAGCGCCGGAAUGUUCCUCAUCGGAAUGUUGAUCGCCGUCAUCUCCCUCCUCGUCUACAGGCAGAGAGUCCGUAAAGUGGCAGUACAGGAGAGCCCAGUGGUACGGAUGAGCAUGUGGAAGCAGGGGCCUACAUCAGGGAUGUACGUUGGAGUCAGAAGCCCCGUCAAAGCAGCCCACUUUGAAUCCCACCUCACUAAGCUACAGGCAGACUCCAACUAUCUUCUGUCAGAAGAGUUUGAGGAUCUGAAGGAUGUGGGUCGUAACCAGCCUCUGGAUGCAGCCCGUCUACCAGAGAACAGGGGCAAGAACCGUUACAACAACAUCCUGCCCUAUGAUUCCACCAGAGUGAAGCUCUCCUACCUGGAGGAUGACCCCUGUUCUGACUUCAUCAAUGCCAGUUAUAUACCAGGGAACAACUUCCGCCGCGAGUACAUCGCCACCCAAGGCCCUCUCCCCGGAACCAAGGAUGACUUCUGGAGGAUGGUGUGGGAGCACAACGUAUACAACGUCGUCAUGGUGACGCAGUGUGUCGAGAAGGGACGGGUGAAGUGUGACCACUACUGGCCGGCUGACCGGGAGCCUCUGUACUAUGGAGACCUGGUGGUUCAAAUGCUGUCUGAGUCUGUCCUGGCUGAAUGGACAAUCAGGGAGUUCAAGAUCAGCUCUGAGGGUCGUCCCAGCUUCCCUCGGGUGGUGAGACACUUCCACUACACGGUGUGGCCAGACCACGGGGUCCCCGAGACCACCCAGUCCCUCAUCGAGUUCGUACGGACCGUCAGGGACUACAUCGACAGGGCCCCCAGCACUGGAGCCACCGUUGUUCACUGCAGUGCUGGAGUGGGUCGUACAGGGACGUUCAUGGUUCUGGACCGGGUCCUUCAACAGCUGGACAGCAUAGGAACAGUGGACGUCUACGGCUGUGUGUUUGACCUCCGACUGCACCGCUCUCACAUGGUGCAAACAGAGUACCAGUACUCCUUCCUCCACCAGUGUGUUCGAGAUGUCCUGAGAGCCAGGAAGCUCCGUAGUGAGCAGGAGAACCCUCUCUACCCCAUCUAUGAGAACUUCAACCCAGACUACUACCGUGAUUUUGUGUACACGGGACGCUAACUAACGACAGUCUGGGUUCCUCUCCACACAGCUGAGUGAGAAGGAAAACCAGGGAAGAAUCUGUUCAAUACCACCAGACAGCCAUUCUGUCACAACUAAAGCACUAUAGAGUGUGGGGGCUAUUUAUUUUUGAUACUCUGUUGGUUCAACCUCUCAGGGUGUCUAUUUCAAAUGGAGCAAAUUGACGUCUGGUGAUACUGACGUUUCGUCCACUUAUAGCUGAACCUUAGGUUGCAUUCAAUGAGAUCUGAUUAUAUUGUUUUGCACCUAAUUGUAAAGCUCUUCCAAGAAACAUUAUUCCCUAAACUCAUGUUAUUUCAAUAUUAAUAAUGUCUGAUGAAAAGACAAAAGGAACUGAUAUAAAAUGUAGAUAUAAUGAUUCUUCUUCAACAUAAACAGAAAAAAAGAUGAAUGAAAGCUAUCAGGCGAAGCAAUGAAUGGGAUUCUAUCAGGCGAAGCAAUGAAUGGGAUUCUAUCAGGCGAAGCAAUGAAUGGGAUUCUAUCAGGCGAAGCAAUGAAUGGGAUUCUAUCAGGCGAAGCAAUGAAUGGGAUUCUAUCAGGCGAAGCAAUGAAUGGGAUUCUAUCAGGCGAAGCAAUGAAUGGGAUUCUAUCAGGCGAAGCAAUGAAUGGGAUUCUAUCAGGCGAAGCAAUGAAUGGGAUUCUAUCAGGCGAAGCAAUGAAUGGGAUUCUAUCAGGCGUAGC
Messenger RNA from Oncorhynchus tshawytscha (Chinook salmon), 2361 nucleotides. RefSeq names its product receptor-type tyrosine-protein phosphatase beta-like. The transcript is spliced from 14 exons. NCBI's taxonomy places the organism in Eukaryota, Metazoa, Chordata, Actinopteri, Salmoniformes, Salmonidae. Bases 262 to 1659 code for a protein of 465 amino acids. Gene Ontology annotation, biological process: angiogenesis; protein dephosphorylation. The record is from RefSeq and is a predicted model, not a curated record. Gene Ontology annotation, molecular function: cadherin binding; protein tyrosine phosphatase activity.